Molecule: messenger RNA, 11376 nt
Organism: Cercocebus atys (sooty mangabey)
Lineage: Eukaryota; Metazoa; Chordata; Mammalia; Primates; Cercopithecidae
Gene: STARD13
Product: StAR-related lipid transfer (START) domain containing 13
Exons: 14
Coding region: 5602-8943 (1113 amino acids)
Biological process (GO): regulation of Rho protein signal transduction; signal transduction; actin cytoskeleton organization
Molecular function (GO): lipid binding; protein binding; GTPase activator activity
Source: RefSeq, a predicted model, not a curated record
UACUGCAGCCUUGACCUCCCAGGUUCAAGUGAUUCUCCCACCUCAGCCUUCUGAGUAUAUGGGACUACAGACCCUCACAAGCAUACCUGGCUAACUUUUGUAAUUUUAUUUUAUUUUUUUUUAGAGAUGGGUUUUUGCCCUGUUGCCCAGGCUGGUCUCGAACUCCUGAGCUCAAGUGAUCCACCCACCUUGGCCUCCCAAAGUGCUGAUUCCAGGUGUGCUGAUUCUUUCUGAGGACCUGGGAAAAUCUUCCCUGGAGUCACCAUACCUAGUGAUCUGUAUUUAUCUUGACCACUGUUUUGUUUUUCAUCUUACAGAUCUGCUGAAUUUUGUAAUUGGUCUUGUUUCCGUUUUGCUUUGUCAGAGAGGCAUCUUAAGCCACAUUCUCACCCACUUCCAGCAAAUGUGCAGGACUUCGUGGCUUGCAUAUCUGUGAAUGGAUUUUACCCCUGACUUUAUUAUUUUCCUGCCCUUACUUUACCUUUUCCCCAAAUUCAAUUAGUUGUUUAUUUUUUACUUUUAUAAUUUUGGGGUGGGGGGUUGUUAGCUACCAGAAAUAACAAGGCAAAAACAAAUAGCUGGAGGAGAAAGUCAGGAAUUGAACAAAACUCAACUACGGCAAUAAAUUUAAAGACCUAUUCUUCAGUUCCAAAGAUCAUUUGGUAAGUAAAGAAUAGAGAACAGUCACGUAACAGCAGAUUUUAUGAAAAUACAAAAAUAGCACCCAGCAAUGUAUGCACUUGGAUAUAUAUGAUCUAAUAUAUGUGCUUAUAUAUGAUCUAAAACAGAUCAUAUAUAAAAAACAGCAUGAGGCAAUAGAGAUGGCCUCCAGCCUCCUACACUUCACUUAACAUGUGGUAUAGUGGUAAGUUUCUUUUCUGUCUUCCCUCGCAGACAGUCCCUUGAGAGCAGAGACCACAUCAUACUCACAUUUGUACCUACUAUACUUACGCUAUUUUUUCAGGCAUCCAAUGUUAAAUUUAUGAAUGAGUAAAUAUAGAUUACAGAAAAUAAAGCCUCCCAUAAUCUCAGACUGCAUCAGCAAAAGUACAGUGCCCUGAAUGCAGGGAAUAGGCACACAAUGUACCAUAUACUAUUGUGCUGGGCCAAGUCUAGAGCUCUAAGCUUAGAGUAGAUGCCCGCAUAUUUUUAAAGGGAUACUGACAGACUGGAGCAGAUCCAAAAAAGAGCAGUCAGCUGGAUGAAUGGAUGAAAGUCAUGUGGUUAGAUGGAAAAAAAUGUGAGACUACACCAAAAAAAUUCUUGUAAGGGCUUUUGACAAACAUCUGAAGGACAGUCUUGUGGAAAAAAGCAUAGAUUUGUCCUGUCUGAUUCCAAAAUGGCAGAAUCAGAGCUAGUGUAUGGAAAUUAAAAGGAAGAACAUUCUUCAAUAGCUUGGGGCCCUCUGUGAGAUAAUACACUCUGUAUAUGCAGGUAGAUAAUCAGCUCAACUACUGCGGUAGUUGAGUGGUUGGAUUAGAAAAUGUUUAAUAUUCCUUCUAAAUUCAAGAUGUUAAAACUUUAUGCCUGUAGUAGUUGCAACGAACAAAUGGAUUCCAUAUGAACAUGUAACAAGCCAAUCUAAUUAAUGUGCCACAUAACAGUGGUUUACAGGUAUUAACAUGACUGGUAAGACUAAAGAGCUUUGUGUUAGUCAUGAAAGUGUUUCUGGAGGCAAUAGGUUUUAACUGAGCCUCAUGGGUGGAAGAGAAGGGAAUCACACAAUUCCAGAUCUGUGAAACAACUGAGAAAAUGCAAGAAUUCUGGUUUGGCUGGAGUGAGUGGGUGUAGUAAUGGUCCCAGGACAGGACAGACCAGGUUGCUGUCAUAUGGGUUGGAGCUGAUGGUUGCAUCUCCAGGGAAUGCCAUAAAGGGAGAGCACAUGCUCCUGGAGGCCCAUAGAUGGGAAUUCACCAGACAGUAGGGAGGGCUGCGAGACAAAGUAAAGGAAAUCUAUUACCACCUACAAGUGUUUGUGGCAGGAUCUGGACUCCAGAUGAGAGCCAUGGUCUGGAGCUAGGAAAGCUGAUCUGGGCCAAGCUCUUUCACGGGGUCCUGGUCACAGCUGCCAGUGUGAGUGUCACCAGCUUGUCUGCACUGGGCAUGGGACAUGGGGUGCAUGCAGAGUGAGAAGGUUAAUUGGCACAGAGUUGGGCACACACAUCACAAAUCAAUUGGUGAAAAUCCUCAAACGCUGGCCUCCAGAGCCCACAGGAAGGCUUUGACAUCAACCCACAACCUUUGAGUUCAUGUAAUUUCGAAAGCAGCCUUCCAAAUCAGCCCUGCAUUUUUCCGCCUGCCACUUGUGUCUCAAACAUUUUCCCAGUUGGCAGAACCACCUUGGCUCCCUCUGAACAGACUGACGAGGAGGCUGGAAUGUGUGUGAAGGAGUAGAAAGGGCAGCAGACAGUGAGCCAUUCCUGGCUUCUGUAAAAGCACUCCUUAGCGUUCUGCCCUGUGUAUACAAGAUUCCAUUGAGCGCUAAUCUGGGAUCAUCUAUCAAAAUACUUGAAAAUUCCAAAUACCAAAAGUUUCACUUAGAGGUCAAAUUUCAGAGUUUUGACUGUAUUUGGAGUGUUUUCAUUGACAGUGAAUGCUAUGAGAAACUCAAGACAUAUGCAGCAUUAGCCUUGAGGACGGACAGAAUGCAGAGAAUAAACAAACUACCCUGGAAAGAAUUGGCAAAGAGGGUCAAGCUGAGCUGCUUAUUCAUUUGAGGGUUGGGGGCUGGGGUGAGUCUCUAGUCCUCACCUAUGGGUUACUCCUAAGAGGGCUUGUGGCUCCUAUUGGUUGAUUAAGGGGUCUGGGCUCCGUACUUCUUACUUGAAGACACCAGCUCUCAAUCAUCACAGGAUUUUAGCCGCCCCAUACCCCUAUUUCCAUGUAGGCAUUCCAGUAUCGCAGGCAGUUAAAUAGGAUUAGGAUGAUUUUCAGGCUCUUCCUCCAACAUGCUCUCCCCUUUCCAACUUCCACAGUGCCUUUUCGGUGCCGUGUUUUUCCUUCCCUGUCUCUCGUGUGUAAUAGUGGAAAGCGUGAAAAUAGCAUCAGCUUGGAGAUGCACACAGGCUCUGCACUUGCUUGCUAUGUGACUUCUGUGAAUUUUAGCCUCUUUUCUAUCCAAUCAGAUACCUCCAGUGACAGCUGUGGAGAUUAAUAUUAAAAAACAUAAAAUAUGAAGCCAUGAAGGCUUCAGGCCCGGCACAUAGUAGGUGCUCAAUGCUAUUCCCUUCUCUCCUCUUUCCUUUCCCUUCUCUUUUGCUGUCUUUGAUUCCCAGUAACCAUCUGUUUAUCUCAUUCCUGAAAUAGUCUGACUGAAGAUCACAAUUGAUGACCAGAUUAGGAGGGAAGAAAAGUAGGUGAAAACUGAACACAAGUGCCAUCUGUCUUCUUCAUUUUUAAGGGAAUUAGAGAGGAAGAGAUAUGGUGUCAGUCUUGGAAGAUGCUUGUGAUUUGGGCACUCUCUCCCUCUUUGAUUCCACAGGACUUCAUGCACUCACUGGGGAAGAGGACCAGCUCUCUCAGUUGCCUGUAAAGGACAAGCCAGAGAGAGAAUUAGCUAUUUCUUGAUUCUAAUACGAGAGACCUGUCCACUCCAGUGGUAUGGGGACUAAGUGAUCACAAAAAAGAAUUUAUUUAAAAAGUAUAAGUUUCAUAGCAAUGGCGAUACAUUAGCAUAAAACAAGGUACUAAUGACAUGCUAAUGAGAAAAUAAUGUUACAUAUUUGCUUUAAAUAUAGUACCCUAGAAAUACAAAAUGACAAAAACAUGGUAAGCAGGUGCAUGAAUUUAUAGAUACUACUUGAACCAUGAAAUAAAACUUUAGGGGCCCUGAAUAUGCAUACAGAAGACCAAAUGUUGUGUAACCAUCCAAAGAGGCUGACAAUUACCAACUACCUGACAUAGGAGGCAACUGUCACAUGCUGGGCCCCAGAGAUCUUUCUUAACUUGUUUAUUUACAUAGUGGGACAAUUACACAAGAGGAGCUGCUUCUCAGAAUCAGGCUAGCAACAAUUCCCUCAGGGAAAGUUGUUAAGGCUUAUGGGCCUCAGAGAGCCAGCUUCGUAAGAAGAAUCGAAGCCCUAAUUUAAAUUCUGUUAAACUUUUAAUUUGGAAAUAAUUUAGAAAUAAUUUCUCAUUAUUAGACUAUAAAUUCCCAGCCAGGCUAUGUUUCAGUUUGAGUCAGCCAAUGUAGAAGCAACUUGGUCAUAUACUUUUUUUUUUUUUUUUUUUAAUCAGAGAACUUUAUUCAUUCGGCCCCAGGCUCAGAAUUCGAUAACAUGUUUUCUGUGGACUUUUUCUCUUCACAUCAAACAAUGUUAAAGAAGAAAAACAGGGAAAAAUCAUAAUGACAUAUAUAUGUGUAUAUAUACAUAUAUAUAUAUAUAUAUACACACACACACACACUGAGAUAUGGCCAAACUGAAUUACUAGCAGUUUGCUUAAACCAUACACUCUGGUUCUGAAUCUGCAUACAUGGACACCUAGAGUCUCUUGCAAAGCCCUCCCCAGCCUCUGCCUAUCAGAAUUCUCCCCAUUUUCAAAAGCCUAUCCAAAUGUCUCUUUCUCCAUCUGACUUGCAAUCAUCGCCCCAGUCAAAAAUAAUAUUGCUCACCUAGCAUUGUGUUUGCGUCCUUUUUGAGACAUAUAUAUGGCCUCAUGUUAGAAGCUUUUGUAUAACUUCUCAGUGGAUCCUUAGCAGGUUGAUGACAGUAUCUUCGAAGUGUCUUUGCAACUUCUGCAGUGAUUCUUGUCUUAAAUGAUUCAGUGUCUUAAAUGUGAUAGGCACUUUCUAAGUAUUUUACCUGUAGGUGAUUAAAAAUUGGGGAAGUAGAGAAAUCAAAGAGGAACGGAUGCUUAAUACCUAACACGUGUGUACUUCGCCUCUCUGCGUCUUAUCUGUAAGAGCCUCCAAUUCCCAUCACGUGAGGGUCAGGAUCUGUGGUAUAUUCACUCCUGGUGUGAAAGCCCAUGAAGUUUGUUUUUCACUGGGAAAGAUUUUAUUUGAGUUGUUUCUUGAUAAUGAAGCGUGGUGGUUUACGCUCAGCUGUUGAUCCUUGUUUGAAGUAGGUUUGUUGUUUUUUUUUUUAAUUGAAGAGAUUUACCAGUUCCAUCUUUUACCUGGCUGCAGCUGCUCUGCAGAAAGCGAAGGAGCUUUCUCUAAUUUUUGACAGCCUGAAAAGUUUCCUGAGCCCUGAACUUGUUUGUCUUCUACUGUUUUGCCCUGCCCUCUCUCUUUUUCUUUUAACUCUUUUAGUGAGGGCUGCUUUUGGGUGCUUCGUCAGCUGUGAGGCACGUCAAAUACGUGUAUUUCGCUUUCAGCAUUGUGUGAGGGACCCUGGCGGCUGGAACUGCCUCUGCUCGGGGCUUAGGGCUGACUGCGAACAUUCCCAUUUUCCCCUCUUCCUCUCAUUGGUUCCCGAGGUCACGUGAGGGCCCCGGGGGUUGGAAUUCUGAGUUGUGGCUUUGGCACUCCUUUUUCUUUUUAAAAAUCGCUGGGUCUGUUGAGCUGUCCUGGGCUGGGUGCCUUGCUCUUUGACUGAGACUGGAGACAGACGGGAACAGCCACAGGCAGACUGAGGUGACAAUAGGAAAUCUGCCGAGAUGUUCAGUCAGGUGCCCAGGACCCCAGCCUCAGGCUGCUACUACCUAAAUUCCAUGACACCUGAGGGCCAGGAGAUGUACUUGCGAUUUGAUCAGACUACAAGACGCUCUCCUUACAGGAUGAGCCGGAUUCUAGCACGCCAUCAGCUAGUGACUAAAAUUCAACAAGAAAUUGAGGCGAAAGAAGCCUGUGACUGGCUCCGUGCUGCCGGGUUCCCGCAAUACGCGCAGUUAUAUGAGGAUUCACAAUUUCCCAUCAACAUUGUGGCUGUCAAGAAUGAUCAUGAUUUUCUUGAAAAGGACCUUGUAGAACCUCUUUGCAGAAGACUAAAUACGUUGAACAAGUGUGCCUCAAUGAAACUUGAUGUGAACUUCCAAAGGAAAAAGGGUGACGACUCCGAUGAGGAAGAUCUUUGUAUCAGCAACAAAUGGACUUUCCAAAGAACCAGUCGCAGGUGGUCUCGUGUGGACGACCUCUACACGCUGCUCCCUCGAGGAGACAGAAGUGGGUCACCGGGAGGCACGGGGAUGAGGAACACGACCAGCAGUGAGAGCGUCCUCACAGACCUGAGCGAGCCUGAGGUCUGUUCUAUUCACAGCGAAAGCAGUGGAGGCAGUGACAGCCGCAGCCAGCCGGGCCAGUGCUGUGCAGACAGCCCGGUCAUGCUGGAUGCCCCACUGGUCAGCAGCAGCCUCCCGCAGUCCCCCAGAGACGUCCUCAACCACCCCUUCCACCCCAAGAAUGAGAAGCCCACAAGGGCUAGGGCCAAAUCAUUUUUGAAACGCAUGGAAACACUCCGAGGGAAGGGAGCCCACGGGAGGCACAAGGGGUCAGGGCGGACAGGUGGCCUGGUGAUCAGCGGGCCCAUGUUGCAGCAGGAGCCAGAGUCCUUUAAGGCCAUGCAGUGCGUCCAAAUACCAAAUGGAGAUCUCCAGAAUUCACCGCCACCUGCCUGCAGAAGAGGGCUCCCAUGCUCCGGCAAGUCGAGUGGCGAGAGCAGCCCAUCGGAGCACAGCAGCAGCGGCGUCAGCACACCCUGCCUGAAGGAACGCAAGUGCCACGAGGCCAACAAGCGUGGGGGCAUGUACUUAGAGGACCUGGAUGUGCUGGCAGGGACAGCACUGCAGGAUGCAGGGGACCAAAGCCGUAUGCAUGAGUUUCACUCCCAAGAGAAUUUGGUGGUGCAUAUUCCCAAGGAUCACAAACCAGGAACAUUCCCCAAGGCACUUUCUAUUGAAAGCCUUUCUCCCACAGAUAGUAGCAAUGGGGUUAACUGGAGGACCGGUAGCAUCUCCCUGGGCAGAGAGCAGGUCCCUGGUGCCAGGGAGCCCCGGCUCAUGGCGUCCUGCCACAGAGCCAGCCGAGUCAGUAUCUAUGACAAUGUCCCUGGCUCUCAUCUGUAUGCCAGCACAGGAGAUCUUUUGGACUUGGAGAAAGAUGACCUUUUCCCUCACUUGGAUGACAUUCUGCAGCAUGUCAAUGGGCUCCAGGAGGUAGUGGAUGACUGGUCCAAAGAUGUCUUACCUGAACUGCAAACUCACGAUACGUUGGUUGGGGAGCCUGGCUUAUCCCCCUUUCCGUCUCCUAAUCAGAUCACCUUAGAUUUUGAAGGUAACUCUGUCUCAGAAGGUCGGACGACACCCAGUGAUGUGGAAAGAGAUGUAACAUCUCUUAAUGAAUCUGAGCCUCCCGGGGUCAGAGACAGGAGGGAUUCUGGUGUAGGGGCCUCUCUAACCAGGCCAAACAGGCGACUCCGAUGGAACAGUUUCCAGCUGUCUCACCAGCCCCGGCCAGCCCCAGCAUCGCCCCACAUCAGCAGCCAGACGGCCAGCCAGCUGAGCCUGCUCCAGCGCUUCUCGCUGCUUCGCCUCACGGCCAUCAUGGAGAAGCACUCCAUGUCCAACAAGCACGGCUGGACAUGGUCAGUUCCAAAGUUCAUGAAGAGGAUGAAAGUUCCCGACUACAAAGACAAGGCUGUCUUUGGCGUUCCUCUCAUAGUCCACGUCCAAAGAACGGGACAGCCCCUGCCUCAAAGUAUUCAGCAAGCACUGAGAUAUCUACGCAACAACUGCCUCGAUCAGGUGGGUCUUUUUCGCAAGUCAGGAGUGAAGUCUCGAAUCCACGCCCUACGCCAAAUGAAUGAGAACUUCCCCGAGAACGUCAACUAUGAAGACCAGUCUGCUUAUGACGUGGCGGAUAUGGUGAAACAGUUCUUCCGGGACCUCCCUGAGCCUCUUUUCACCAACAAGCUCAGCGAGACCUUCCUCCACAUCUAUCAGUAUGUCUCCAAAGAGCAGCGGCUGCAGGCCGUGCAGGCUGCCAUCCUGCUACUGGCCGACGAGAACAGGGAGGUCCUGCAGACGCUCUUGUGUUUCCUGAAUGACGUCGUCAACUUGGUGGAAGAGAAUCAGAUGACGCCCAUGAACCUGGCAGUGUGUCUGGCCCCCUCCCUCUUUCAUCUUAAUUUAUUGAAGAAAGAAAGCUCUCCACGAGUCAUACAGAAGAAAUACGCCACCGGGAAGCCAGAUCAAAAGGACCUCAACGAGAAUCUGGCAGCAGCUCAGGGGCUCGCGCACAUGAUCAUGGAAUGCGACAGACUUUUUGAGGUUCCACACGAGUUGGUGGCCCAGUCUCGUAACUCGUAUGUGGAGGCUGAGCUCCACGUGCCCACCCUGGAAGAUCUGGGGACGCAGCUGGAGGAGAGCGGGGCAACUUCCCACACUUACCUGAAUCAUCUCAUCCAGGGCCUCCAGAAAGAAGCCAAGGAGAAGUUCAAGGGGUGGGUCACGUGCUCCAGCACAGACAAUACAGAUCUUGCUUUCAAAAAGGUGGGCGACGGGAACCCCCUGAAGCUGUGGAAGGCUUCUGUGGAGGUGGAAGCGCCCCCUUCGGUGGUCCUGAACCGCGUGCUGAGAGAGCGCCACCUGUGGGACGAGGACUUUGUGCAGUGGAAGGUUGUGGAGACUCUAGACAGGCACACAGAGAUCUACCAGUACGUGCUGAACAGCAUGGCCCCCCAUCCUUCCAGAGACUUUGUGGUUCUCAGGACCUGGAAGACUGAUUUGCCCAAAGGAAUGUGUACCCUGGUGUCGCUGUCUGUGGAGCACGAGGAAGCCCAGCUCCUGGGUGGCGUGCGAGCAGUGGUGAUGGACUCGCAGUACUUGAUAGAACCGUGUGGCUCUGGCAAGUCGAGACUGACUCACAUCUGUAGGAUAGACCUGAAAGGUCACUCCCCAGAAUGGUACAGCAAAGGCUUUGGACAUCUGUGUGCGGCAGAAGUUGCCAGGAUUAGAAACUCUUUCCAGCCCCUCAUUGCUGAGGGCCCAGAAACUAAAAUCUGAGUUUUCCCCAGUAUGACAUCAAACUCAGGGAAGAGGAAACUAAAGUAACGCGUAUGGCAGAGAGUGUGCACGUGAGAAAGCGAGAGAAAGAGGAACUGACGGACGUGGUUAAUGCCUAAAAAUGGAAACGUUAAGAAGUUGGAAUGUUGGAGAUGCAAGAAUUUCCAAGAACUUUCUUAGCCUUCCUGGAGAUGGCUACAUCCCUACUAAUAUAAUUUUAAAAUGAGAACAUUUAUCUAUAUUACUUAAAAUUAAAUGGAUUAUUCCUUGUGCAUUGCCUAAUUUGCUAUUUAAAGGCUUCUAAGAAGCGUAUAUACUUAACUGUAAAUAAAUGUAAGUAUAGCAUAUGUACAUAUGUGUGUAUAUCUCCAUCUUUACUGUAUAUAUGUAAAAUACCAAUUUUAUAUAGAAUUGUGUGUUUUGAAAAGGACGGUGUCUGACUCAGUGAGUCCCUUCCUCACAUAGUUCUUUCCAAGUGGCUCUGGGCCCCAUCUCUCCACUGUCCUGUAAGCUGUGCAGAACCUGCUGCUAACACCAAGGUGUGAACAUGCCCUGAUGCCUAACCAAAGAUUAGUUAACCAAAGGAAAAUAACGUUAAAGGAGACUUAUGUGUCAUUUUGCUUCUGUUAUUCAAAAACUGAGAGUGGAGUUCUGGGAUAAAGCAGGGAAAGAAUAAUUACUCCUCCUCAAAGCAAAGCGGAGGGUGAGAAGUCAUUACCAAAUUUAAGGCUAGAUGAGGAGUUGCCACUGGGCCCAGUAAGAUGGAAUUUCCAUGAGAUAUGGACCACUGGAGUCAGUGCGAGUGACUGAAACAGAAGCUAUACCUCUCACUCCCAUGCCCACCACUACAGACCCCAAGUCGAGAUGAAUACCAUAGCCUUUACUUAUUCACAGCCAAAGGGAGCCCCUGUGUUGUCUCAAGUUUUUAUAAAUACAUUUCAUAAUGUUGUUAAAUGUCAUUCUAUUUGACCAGUGGCCUAUUUGGUCACAGUUAAUUGGUGUUUCCUUAUUGCACUGAAUUCAACUUCAGACACCACACAAAGGGAGAUGGUGACCAUUCCGUUCAAACCCUAGAUCAUAACAGCUUCAGGGAAUUCAUAUUCUGCUAUGUGUAGGAUACUCUUAAAAUGUAAUUCAUUAACCUUUUACAAUCUGAAAGACAGGGUUUUUAACUAACAUAAGACCAAAACUAUGUUCUUUGAUUAGUUUUAGAAAAUAUGGUCGGGUUUAUUAAUUCUUCUGUGUUUCUUCACUAGCCAAUCCAAGCUACCUAUGCAUUUGACCCAACCUUAUUUAUUAUUGUACAGACUAAGCAAAUUGACUCCCUUUAGCCAACUGCUAAUGGAUCGAAUGUGCUUUUUAUUACAAUUCAACAGCAAUGGAAAGAUAACUUAUUGUGUGUUUGAUUUCAGGGAGAGAGAUUUUCUUUAGUCAUUCAUAAUAGAGAUUGAUAUGAUUUAGCAAUGGUGUUGGAGAAAAAAAGAAAAGCAAAUGAGCGUUUUCAGGUUUUUUUGUAUUAUAUGCAUUUAUAUAAUGUUUCUGUUAUCAGCAAUGUGCAAUUAUUUUAUGGAGAGGAAUAAAAAAGCUUUCCAUGAGUUUGGUAUGGUGCAAGGAAAAUCAUACAGUUUGAAUUAUGACCUAGAAAUGUUUCAUCCCCAUGUCUACCUAAGAAGGUAGCAGCAAAUCCAUAAUUUUCCUUUUGGGCAAUGCUUUGUGAGCAAAACAAAGUCCCUUCUGCCAUAACAUCUUUAAUUUAACCAUAUAUGCCAGAUUACUUUAUGUGCAUCAGCAAGAUCGCUAGUGAAGUUUAGUCCAGCUAAACACUGGUCUGCUCCUGAGAUGGGAUCCUACGUGUUUGCAAAACAUGAUAAGCACACGAGGGUGAGUGGCUUUGUAUCGCCCAGAGGGGUGCUUGUCCAGAUUUCACAUACACAUGAAUUACCUGGGGAUCUUGUGAAACUGCAGACUCUGCUCCAAGUAAUCUGGGCUGGGCCUGAGAUUCUGCAUUUCUCAGGAGUCUCAGGGAUGCCUAUGCUGCUGGCGUAAAAUCACACUCAGAAACGAGGACCUAGAAGAUCCCUAAAACAGAAUAAAAACAAAUGUGAUUGUAUUUCUGACUCUCCCUCUCUUCGAAUUAUCUGACUUUUUUGUUUUUGUGCACAUAGUAAUCAUAUCACCGCUACAUAACAACACGGUGCAUCUUUUUUGAAAAAGGGAAAGGGAAAAAAAGGAGAAAAAACGAUGCAUCAAGCUUGUUUGUCAAAUACCACAGUAUUUUAUUCAUUGUUAUCUUGCCAAUGGAAAUAAAGUAUGCUAUUGCAUUUAAAUAUUAUAUUUAUACCUCAUGUAUAUUUUUACCUCAAUUGUUGGUAUCAAUCAUCAAUUGUAAAUAAAUAAUUGCCAAGGCAAAUAAAUUUAUAUAUAUUAAAUAUU